GUUCCCUGCACCACAUGGCAGACGAAGAAAGGGAUUGCUGGCUUGACCAACGAUUCCGGAAGCGCGUUUUUAGGGGCUUUCGCAUCUCAGCUGGUAGGUGCUUCAUCAUCUUCCAAACCUAGUCCAUCCUGUGGCGAGCCAUUCAGUGUAGCUUUUCUUGCGC
Molecule: messenger RNA, 163 nt
Organism: Amoebophrya sp. A25
Lineage: Eukaryota; Dinophyceae; Syndiniales; Amoebophryaceae
Source: the annotation of a GenBank genome assembly